ACAACGGUUCAAACUUCAAAGUUAGGUCAUAGUAAAUCUUAUGUCAUCUUUUCUUUUCUUUAUGUCUCGCUAAAACUCCAACAUUGGAACUUUCUGUGAGAAAAUAGACACAUGGUGCGAUUGAUUUUCUUAUUCUACUAAUAAUACGGCCUGUAGUUAGCACGUUUCCUUAGAAAAUGGCAAUCAGGGCUCUCUUGAAUUUAUGGCUGAAGAACAGCUCGAAGAAACAUAGUAAAUGGUAUAAUGUUGCUGAACAUCUUCAUGAUUUUGCUGGCAAGUCGAGAAGAUUUCUUAUCCAUUUCCAAAAGAGAUCAAAGUCGAAAAUAUCAAUAGGCUCCAAAAACUUUGUAACGAAAGGAUUGUAUUUCGACAGAAGAUUAACUUCGGAUGCAUCAAAUUCAAAAAAUAAGUUAUCAGAUUUGAGGCGAUUGUUUGGUUUAGCAAGACCAGAAGCCCUAAGAAUAGCAGGUGCUGUGGUGCUGUUAUUUGUUUCAUCUGGUGUCACAAUGACUGUACCAUUUGCUAUGGGUAAAAUAAUUGACAUAAUUUAUACUGAAAAUGAAAAUGAUACAAUAAUGAAAGAAACAUUGACCAGUUUUUCAAAAAUAUUAUGUGGUGUAUUUCUGGUUGGAGCUGUUGCCAAUGCAUUUCGUGUUUAUCUUAUUUACACAUCAGGUGAGAGAAUAAUUUACAACCUACGAUACAAACUUUUUCAGUCAAUCACCAAUCAAGAAAUUGCAUUUUUUGAUAAGAGAGGAACUGGUGAACUUGUGAAUCGUCUUUCUGGUGAUACAUCUUUAGUAGGGCAUGCCAUAACAUACAAAGUGUCAGAUGGUUUGCGAGCUUUAGUUCAGGGGACAGCUGGCAUGUCAAUGAUGUAUUACACCUCACCAAAACUUGCAUCAGUUGUCAUGGGAAUUGUUCCACCUGUUGCGGUUAUCUCUGUGGUUUAUGGUCGAUAUUUACGUGGAAUAACAAGAAAAGUUCGAGAUUUGCUUGCUAUUUCAACAAAUAUCGCAGAGGAAUCUUUAAGUAAUAUUCGUACUGUUCAAGCAUUUGGUCAAGAGGAAACACAAAUAACAAGGUACCAAAGCAAGAUUGGGGAAGUUUUCAAAUUGACUAAAAAAGAAGCCAUAGCUUCUGGGAUAUUCUGGGGUUUCACAGGUUUAUCGGGUAAUCUAAUUGUGUUACUUGUUCUUUACUUCGGAGGGAAUAUGGUUUCCUUGUCACAAAUAACUGUUGGUGGUUUGACCUCGUUUAUGGUUUACGCUGCCUGGGUUGGCGUCUCUGUUUCAGGCUUAAGCUCAUUUUACUCAGAGCUGAUGAAAGGUGUUGGUGCCAGCUCGCGACUGUGGCAGCUGUUGGAUAGAGAACCAAGAAUAGCUCGUUCAGCUGGUCUAAGUCUAUCAGAUGGCGAUCUUCGCCAAGGAAUUGAAUUUCGAAAUGUUCAUUUUAAGUACUCAACACGUCCAGAUGUACCCAUAUUUUCCUCUCUUAAUUUGUUUGUUCCCGCUCGUCGUGUGACUGCCGUCGUUGGACCCAGCGGAUCUGGAAAAAGUACAAUCACUUCCCUGCUUCUACGGUUCUAUGACGUAGACUCUGGCUCGAUUUUAAUUGGUGAACACGACAUUCGUAGCCUAAAACCGGACUGGUUGCGUGAACAUAUAGGAAUCGUUAGCCAGGAGCCCGUGUUAUUUUCAGGCAGUAUUCGGGAUAAUAUUGCCUUUGCCUGGAGAUCUGAGCAUGGUGAUUUGAAAUUCGAGGAUGUUAUGAAUGCGGCAAAACAGGCAAAUGCACUUCAGUUCAUUCAAAGCUUUCCUCAAGGAUUUGAAACAGUCGUUGGUGAGAAAGGACUGGCUCUAUCAGGUGGACAACGCCAACGGAUUGCAAUUGCUCGAGCAUUGUUGAAGAAUCCAAAAAUAUUAGUGUUGGACGAGGCUACAAGUGCCCUAGAUGCAGAGAGCGAACAUCUUGUUCAAGAAGCAAUGGAUCGUUUAAUGAAAGAUAGAACUGUUAUAACAAUUGCCCAUCGGUUGUCCACAAUAAAAAAUGCUCACAAUAUUGUCGUACUAGAUCGUGGGAAAAUUCUUCAGUCUGGCACUUAUUUUCAGCUCACACAAGACAAAGAUGGUCUCUUUUACAAACUUAUUGAAAAACAAACUCUUUCAAAUUUCACAGAGUGAAUGUAUAAGAUGGUCAGCAAUACGCGAUGUUUUAUGUCUUGAACGACAUUAUUAAAAUAUUUUUAUCGUCAACUCCAUCAUCAAGAUUGAAAAGAGUAUUCUAGGGAUUUUAAUGAGUUAAAUAUUCUAGACAACAUUGAAUUUCAUAAAUAAUUCAUCAUAUUAUUAUCAUUUAGUUGAGUCAUAA
Messenger RNA from Xenia sp. Carnegie-2017, 2370 nucleotides. RefSeq names its product ATP-binding cassette sub-family B member 10, mitochondrial-like. The record is from RefSeq and is a predicted model, not a curated record. The coding region runs from base 177 to 2183 and encodes 668 amino acids. Gene Ontology annotation, biological process: transmembrane transport. Gene Ontology annotation, molecular function: ATP binding; ATP hydrolysis activity; ABC-type oligopeptide transporter activity. The transcript is spliced from 13 exons. NCBI's taxonomy places the organism in Eukaryota, Metazoa, Cnidaria, Anthozoa, Malacalcyonacea, Xeniidae. Gene Ontology annotation, cellular component: membrane.